CCAUGGUGUGACCCAAACAAUAUUCUGUCAUAUUUUAAAUAAACAAACUGAAACUGAUUUAUCUAUUCUUAGAAUUUUAAUAUCAAACAUCGAUACCACAUGACGCGGCAAAAUGUUAAUAUCUGUGAAACGGUUGCGUACGAAAAUGAAAACAAAAGCUUUUCAUUAUUUGAGAUGUGGUGCGAAGACCGCGACCUUUCUGUUCUGGGCGACGUUAUACAUGGUGGUCAUGAAAAUGACAAUAUUCAAGAGCAAUGUCAAUACACCAGUCGUGAGGGAUUGGUCAAUAGUACCUGACAAUUACACCAAAUGGCUGUUACAAGGUCCAGUUCUAGGAGACGAUGAAUCAGACACUUAUCCCAACAACGUGGAGUGGAUGGAGCCCGAUAAUGCCACAAUAGCGGAUUUGGAGAAACGAGCACAAAGAGUACAAGACGUAUGUCGAAAGAGAUCUCUUCCAUCCAAGUCAAUUAACAGCAAAGAGUUUUUUGUGGAUCAUGCUCAUAAUCUUGUUUGGUGCAAUAUUUUUAAGGCAGCAAGUUCAUCGUGGUUAUAUAAAUUUAAUAUACUUGGUGGUUAUGAGAAAAAAUUUUUGGCACGAACUCGACAAACACCACUCAUGCUAGCCCGAAAAAAGUUCCCCAGACCUAGUGAAGAAGAAUUACGAGAUGCAGUAAAUACACCGGGUGUCAUUUCCCUUUUGGUCGUACGUGAACCAUUUGUUCGUCUGUUGUCAGCUUAUCGAGACAAAUUAGAAAACAUUGCACCGCCUUUUUAUAGGAAAUUGGCAAGGGCUAUUGUAGCAGAGAACAGAGAAAAGGCAACAAAAAUUUUUGGACCGAUCAAAAGUUUUGGUCCUACGUUUUAUGAAUUCGUAACAUAUUUGACUAAAAAAUUUAAGGACAAAGACAAAUCAUUUACUUUUGAUGAACACUGGGCACCAUAUUAUAAAUUUUGCUCUCCAUGUGCGGUUAAUUUCAGUGUUAUUUCUAAAGUGGAAACAUUAUCGAGAGAUUCAGCAUACGUGAUACAGCAACUGGGACUGGGCCACGUGUUAGGAAGUAAAGUCAAUGAUAGAAGAACACGACUUCGUACAGUGAUGAAUAAAUCUAAAGAUGGAAAAAAUACAACCGCCUUAAUGAAACAUUACUUUAGCCAGCUCGAUGAGCAAAUGCUUAACGAUUUGUUGUUAAUAUAUGGUAUAGAUUUUGAGAUGUUUGGAUAUGAUCCUAAAGUUUAUAGUCGUUAUGUAAGAAAAUAA
Messenger RNA from Galleria mellonella (greater wax moth), 1261 nucleotides. Its product is annotated as carbohydrate sulfotransferase 11-like. The coding region runs from base 113 to 1261 and encodes 382 amino acids. Gene Ontology annotation, molecular function: sulfotransferase activity. Gene Ontology annotation, cellular component: membrane. Gene Ontology annotation, biological process: carbohydrate biosynthetic process. The transcript has 3 exons. Lineage: Eukaryota; Metazoa; Arthropoda; Insecta; Lepidoptera; Pyralidae. The record is from RefSeq and is a predicted model, not a curated record.